Molecule: messenger RNA, 1003 nt
Organism: Leptonychotes weddellii (Weddell seal)
Lineage: Eukaryota; Metazoa; Chordata; Mammalia; Carnivora; Phocidae
Source: RefSeq, a predicted model, not a curated record
AUGAGGGAAAUCACUCCAUUCAAGGGCAAAGUGAAAAAGCCUUGGGGUGGAAGCUUGUCAGGCCUAUUUGAAAAACACCGAGGAGAUAAGUUCCGAGUGAAGUAUCCUCACCUGAGUCCCAAGAACAAGGAGUCCUUUGAUGUGGGCUGUAACCUCUUUGCCAAGUUUUCUGCAUACAUUAAGAAUACGCAAAAAGAAGCAAAUAAGAAUUUUGAAAAAUCUCUGCUCAGAGAAUUUAAACGUCUGGAUGACUACUUAAACACCCCGCUUCUGGAUGAAAUUGAUCCAGACAGUGCCGAGGAACUCACAGUUUCCAGAAGAUUGUUCUUGGACGGGGAUCAGCUGACACUGGCUGACUGCAGCUUGUUACCCAAACUGAACAUUAUUAAAGUUGCCGCCAAGAAAUACCGUGACUUUGACAUUCCAGCAGAAUUCUCGGGAGUCUGGCGCUAUCUUCACAAUGCCUAUGCCCGUGAAGAAUUUACCCACACGUGUCCUGAAGACAAAGAAAUUGAAAAUACCUAUGCAAGCGUGGCUAAACAGAAGAGUUAGGACGCUCUUUUAGUAGAAAAAGCUCUCUUUUCACUUAUUAUCAUAUUAUAAAGGUUUUUGGAAAAAAGAAUAUGGAAAAUACUGUUUCCUCUAUCCAACUCUCUUAUGAAAAGAAUGCUGUAUUUUCUGUAUCUAGUCAGUCCAAACUAUCUUCUCACCGUGUAUUUUAAAGUUCUUUAUAUUUUCACUUAAUUUUCAAUUUUAGUAUAUGUGCUGCCAAAGCGAGCACUUCACUUAAUUUCCUUUAUUCCCAUGGCAUAACCACUGCAAUCUUAAAUCACAUGGAAAGUAUCAUGAUCUUUUGCUAUUUAAUUGAAUUAUCAGAAUGCAUCGUGUGUAACCUCAACAGAUGGCUGAAGUUACAAAUGACAUAGAGCCACAAUCUUAAACUACUCCUUAGAAACACUUCCAUUUAAAUCAUUAAAACAAUUUUACAUUUUUGUUAGUUUAA